Messenger RNA from Beta vulgaris subsp. vulgaris (sugar beet), 2174 nucleotides. RefSeq lists its product as hypothetical. The coding region runs from base 1182 to 1955 and encodes 257 amino acids. Lineage: Eukaryota; Viridiplantae; Streptophyta; Magnoliopsida; Caryophyllales; Amaranthaceae. The record is from RefSeq and is a predicted model, not a curated record. The transcript has a single exon.
AAAUGCUGGUCCCUCUUGAUCAUGUCUACAGAUUACAGCAAUCUCAAAUACUAAAGCAGCACUGCAAAAGUGUCCAUCUUCAUUUGAUUAACACUAGAAUUAUCAGUGGACUCACUGUUGAUAAAAUUGCCAAUUAGCAACAAUAGUAAUAUCUUACUAAAAACAAGUCAUAAUUGUAGUGCUCCUCAUAUUUUUAUUUUCUUCUCUAGUUUCAUAACUAGAUCCCUGAGUAAUGCUCCAGAUUUUUUCCAAGAGCUCGAUCCGUUUCCUCGGGUUUCUUAAGAGCCAUAUUAGCUUGUAAAGAGAAGACAAGGCGACUCUUUUCGAAGCAAAAAAUAUAUUAGUUGAAUCACAAGUGGAGUGAAGCAUACAUUGUUUAUUAAAACUAACAAGAUCUAAGCAUGGUUUUGGUGUGACAGAAGCUUAUUUUGAAGUUGGAUAUCUCCCAGAAAAGCCUGUUGAAGAAAAGAAAAAAAAAUAAAGAAAACAGAAAGGUAGCUAGUUUAUAAUUAUAAUUAGUGCUUACACUGCUUAGUGUGUAGUGUGUAGUGUGUACUAGGGUUUAGUUUGAUCUUUGUUUUAUAUUUUUGUUUAAAAUGCAAGUUGGAGGGAAAGUGCCAUGUGGUGAGCUCAGAAGAGUUCACAUGGCUUCCCUUACUUCAAAGUCCUCUCCAUUAAAGCUAUAAAAACUAGGUACCUGAAAAACCAGUUUAUGGGUUUUUCAAGAGAGAAUCACUUCCUAAAAAACACCCAACUCUUUGCUAAGAAAGCCUAGUUUCUUUUCUUAGAUAAAAUUUUUCUUUCAUAACUUUCUGAUUGUAAGUGUGACCUCUGAGAAGUGAAAUUAGGCAAUCAAUCUGUUUGAGGACGCGUUUAGAAGGAGCUCUUUCGCUUUCUUUGCUGAUUUACUACAUUCUUUAGGCAUUACAGUACUUCAGCUGUAUCCAUUACCGGUCAUCAGGUGAAUUUCAGGAGUGUCCCCUUUUACACUGAACCUGUUUGAAUCUUUUAGGAAAGGUUCAUUUUGAUAUUGUUUCUUCUUGGACUAAUCACUUGAAAAAACUUUCAUAUUCCAUCCAUUAUUCAUCAUAUUAUUUAGAUCAAGAACCCCAGUAAACCUAUAGAGUGUUUCAUCAGUAAACAUAUUGCUUAGUUUUUUUUUUUAUAUCUAAGAAGCAAGAAUGGCAGGUUAUCCAUGCUUAGUUAGAAAUCCAUAUUCUUGGCUUUGUGCCCUUGGCUUCUUACUUGCACUUUCUCAUUCUCUAGAAUUUGGGUUUCUAUCUAUCUUCCUCACAUCAUCAGCUAUUGUUUUAUAUCCUGUAAUUCUGUGUCGCUCAAAGCAAAUACCAACGCCGAGAGAACAAGAAUCUAGUCUUCAAGACAACAAUAAGUUAAGCGAAUCUUUGGAAGAAGAAGAGGGCAGUCCAAUGUAUGCAGCCUUACCUGUGCCUACCCCGAGUGUGAGAGAGCACAAAACAAUAGAAGAACAAGUUGCUGCAGUGGAUGAAGAAAAUGUAUCAAAGCUCCAAAAUCUGCAGAAAGUUGAAGGUAAAACAGGAGGUGAAUACUUGGUAAGGUCAUCAGAAGAACUACUGUCUGACAGUGAAAGUGGUCUUGAUCACACGACUUCGAGUGAAGAUUCAGAAAAUGACUCAAUAUUCAGAGAAAAUCUGAGUCACAGCACAAAUUACUCUGAUGGGUCAAUCUCAGAUGAAGAGAGCUUGAUCGAAAUCGCUCUACCGACAGGUCAUUAUGUCGAUUCAAAGAGAUCGCCACAGGAGCAGCAGUCGUGGUAUGCAGGGUUACAGCAGAAAUGGCCAGAUUGCUCGUUGGAAUCCCAUUUCAGGCAGAAAAAUUGGAUGGAAAUGUUAAAUGAGAUGAAUGAAGAAAACUUCAUUGAAAUUGAUCUUUGCAUGGGCUCCAUCAAAUGUUCAAGGUUCGAAAUUCAAGCAUGAUCAAAUAACAUAUAUAAAUAUAUAGAGACAAACAUUUUACUCCCAAACUCAGUUGGGAAUUAGUAUUGGGUUCUUUUUGAUCCUUUCAUGGAUUUUCUUUCCCAUUGUUUAAGCUAAGCUUUGUGCUACCUUUGCAUUCACCUCGGAUGCCAUUUCAAGCACCAAGUAUUGUUUAUUUUUGCUAAAUCUUUAUGUGAUUAAAGUAAUUAAUCUCUGACA